GGCACAGCGUGCAGGAAGCGGACUGUUUCCCUCUGGAGAGCUUGGCCAUGGGCUGCCUGCCACCGUGGACUGAGGACCUGGUUUGGGCUGGUCCUCACUGCUGGAGAGGGCCUUGCUCUGCCGAGUUAACCUGUGCAGACUGACCCUUCCUCGCUCAUGCACUGGACCUGCGUGGAUUUAUUCCAUACACUACUAUGCUUUUUGGCCCUUUUUAAAUCACUUCUAGAUGGACAGAGGAAGUGUGUGGAGGGGACCUCUAUGGGGGCGUGGGAUGGAGGGGCGUUGACAAGCCACCCAUGGCCCUGGGGUCACACCUGCAGUUUCUGCAGUGUCCCAGUAGUCCCCUGGGAAGCCUUGGGAUGGAGAACUGGGCGGACAGGGCAGCAGUGACAUGCCCUCCCCUUUAGCAUUGUGGUUCCUGUGAGUUGGUGGACCGGCUGAUUCAGGGUUGAGGGGUGCUCGUCACCCUGAUCUGUAGCCUCUUACUGACCUGUAAAUAUGACUGUAGGCUCACGGGGGCCUGAGAAAGGGAGGCACAGGGAAGGGUUUGGGGUUUCUGCCCCCUCCCAGCCCCUGGGAGGAGGUGCUACCUGUGUGGGUGUGGCCAGGAAGAGCCCUAGGUUUGCCUGGCUGGAUCUGCCAAGUGGUCAUGCAAAGCCCGAGGCAGGCACAGCCAGCCUGUUGAAGGGGCCAUGGCCAGUCCAUGCUGGCGGAACGCUUUUGUCUGAACAGGGCACUGUGCAAGGGGGGCUGGGAGCCCAGGGCUUCAGGGAUCCGCCCCUUGUGUUCCUCCCCUCCACUGCCGCCAGUCGGCCAGCCCCCUGAGGCUCUGCACAGCUGGCGGCCUCUAGCUCACAUCUGGGCAGCUGCCGCAGAGGAUGAACGGCUCGCAGGUGGGCAAUGUGGCCCCGGCCUCCUGGCUGACCUGCUGCAACCAGUCGGGGGCGCCACCUCCGGAGCUCCCCGAGGGACCUCGCACGCUGCAGGUGGUGGUGCUGGGCGUGCUGUCACUGCUGGUGCUCUGCGGGGUCCUGUUCCUGGGUGGCAGCCUCCUCCUGCGUGCGCAGGGCCUUGCUGCACUGCUGGCCCAGGAGCAGCGUGCCUCCCGUGAGUCCCAGCCCAGCGACACCAGCGUGGGCGACGAUUCCUCCUAGGUGCCUGGCUGCGCUGCCCUGGGCGGUGGCAGCUUCCAGGCAGCCAGGAGCCAGGGCCCUGCACCGAUGGCCUUGGCAGAGAAGGGAGAUUCGUGGCCUGAGCAAACACAGGUUCUGAGCCCUGUGUGGUCUGCCGCCGGACAUCGCACACUUUGCUCCAUGUAUGCUGCAGCCAACA
Ochotona curzoniae (black-lipped pika) is the source of this 1332-nucleotide messenger RNA. RefSeq names its product small integral membrane protein 41 (gene SMIM41). Bases 879 to 1154 code for a protein of 91 amino acids. The record is from RefSeq and is a predicted model, not a curated record. The transcript is spliced from 2 exons. Lineage: Eukaryota; Metazoa; Chordata; Mammalia; Lagomorpha; Ochotonidae.